GCAAAUAAUUUUAAUUUGUGUAGUAUUUUGUUCCUACGCGAGCGUUUUAGCAAGUAAGCCAUGUGCUUUCAGCUCAAUGUUAGACAGUGAAAACAGUUUGAACGGAUCAAAUGAUACCUUAAACGGAAAUCUGAUUUUCCUUUUGACGGGAAAUCAGAACAACUGUUCAAUUGACCUGGAUUUCAUCGAUGAACAGGCACACCGUCAUACCCUUAAAGAAGUUGAUAAACAAAAUUCUGGUGAAACUGAGAAGUUUAAAGAAUACACAUAUAACUUUCUUUGUGACAAUAACAUGGCUGUGCAUUUUGUUAGAAAUAGCAUGAGCGUUGUUGGAAAAUUGAAACUAUCUGUUGCGUUAUUGUUUUCGAGGUGUGAUGUGUAUUUGAACGAGUUGUCGUUGUUUCUAAAAAAUGGCUUUAUUCGGUCAAUUUCACAAAGAAAUAACUUCCUUUUGCAUGCACGGUCUCAGAAAAUAGGUUGUCCAUUUGCUAAAUACAUACAAAUAAUUGCCGCCAACAUCGAAUGCGAUGACGUGACAUGGACCCAUUUUUUCUGGGAAUUAUGUAAUGAAAUCUUCGAAAAUGUGAAUACUCUUCAGUUGAGAGCAUGCAAGACAAACCAUUUCAGGCUGAAGUCAAAGUUGUUGGUCAAGAAAUUUCCGAAACUUCAGUCACUGCAGCUUGUGAAUAUUGACCUGGCAACACAAAUGAGGUUUCCAUGGACACAGUCUCAUAUUGAUGCUGCAGAUCAAGAUAUCGUUAAAUUUGAAUCCAGUGAGAAUGGAACCAAUAUCACAGUUACCGCAGCGGGAAGAACUAUUUGGAUACGCAAGUCAGAAAUGGACAUCAGUAACAUGUUGCAUCUGAAUGGUAAUAUAGCGGAAAUUGUCAUCAACAACGCAGUUAUUGAACAAAAUGAAAGCCAGAUGUUUAAAUACGUGACUGGACUUCAAAGGGUGGACUUGUCUAGUAACAACUUAACAGAAAUUAACGAAUUGCUGUUCAAAAAUCAGACUGAAAUACAAAGCAUCCAUCUUAAGGAAAAUAAAUUAAGCAGUCUUCCAUGGCAUGUUUUUAAAGAUCAGCACAAACUGUUAUUUCUUGAUUUGUCUAAUAAUAUACUGUCAUCGAUCGAUUCUAAUUUACUGAAAAACCAAAGAUAUCUUCAAGAGUUACACCUGGAAACCAACCGACUACAUCUUUUACCAAAAGACUUUCUGAAAGAACAAAUUCAUUCCCUUAAGUUCUUGUAUUUGCAUUCAAAUCCUUUAAAGACGAUCCCAGUUAUGCCAUUCUAUGGAACAAAACUUGACAUCAUUGAUAUUCAUAAUAGCAAUGUAACUGGAGAAAACUUUGUGGAACUACUGAAUACUCUAUAUUUUCCCGACUUUCAAACUGCUAGAGUUGAAUGGAAAGAGUCUGAUCCCAGUUACAAAGUUGGUAAAGAUCCUCUACGACGAUCUGUAUUUGACUUAUCCUUUUGUGAAAUAAGAAUCAUCCCCUUUGAUUUAGUAGCCCAAAAUAUGUCCAUUUAUAAUUUUGUGCAAUUGUUUAUCUCAUUCCACAUAAAAACAGUCGGAAAUCCGUUGACAUGCGACUGUCACUUGUAUCCUUUGAAACUGUUGCUUUCGGACGUGAAUGACACGAAGAUGGACUGGACGUGUAUGUAUCCGCAAGAACUACAAGGAAAGGCAAUUGCAGGUUUAACCGAGCAUGAUCUUUACUGCUCGGUCAAAGAUACAGACUGUCCUGAACUGUGUAGUUGCUAUAUCAGGUAUGACCUCUCCAUUAUAAUUGUUGACUGCAGGAAUAUCAAAAUGUCAGCAUUACCUUUGAAAAUGCCUAACUAUCCUUUGGAAUUAUGGUUUAAGAAUGCCAGUGUCUUGAAACUGGAACCAAGAGACUAUCUGCUUAACGUAUCUGUGUUAGACUUGUCUGAAAACAGAUUGACGAACAUAUCAUCAUUAGUAGCAGCAAAAUUAAAAAACGUGGCCAUUUUAAAAUUAGAAAACAAUUACUUGACAUCGCUGCCGGUUCAGAUUAAAUAUACAAAUAUCAGCAGACUAUCUUUAGCCGGAAAUGCUUUCAUGUGCGACUGUCAUACAAGGUGGAUGAAAGCCUGGUUACAAGAUAAACAAUGUCCGAUUACAGACAGUAAACUCAUUAAAUGUACUGACAAUAACAAGAAAGUGAACAAAAUUAUAAAAUUUCCGGAUUCUAUUUUUGUAUGCAACGAGAUAAAAGUACCGAGUAUUGCAGAACAUGUUAUAUUUCCGUCUGUCGUAAUCGGAUCCAUAUUGUUCGUGAUAACGGUCCUGUCACUGACCAUCUAUUUCCAGAGAUUUACUGUAAGAGUUUUGCUUUAUAUGUUCUUCGGAGUUAGUGUCUGCGACGCCUUUACAGAUAACCCAGAUGACGUCAAACAUGACUGUGUAGUCAUCUAUGACAAAAAUGAUGAAGACUUCGUGGAAAAUAACAUCAAAAUACAUUUACAAGAAUCGGAUUACAAAGUAGCAGAUAUGUAUAGAGAUCCUGUAAUUGGUUUUACGUUUGUAGAAGGAAUUAGAAAGCUUAUCAACAAGUCAAGAAGAGUUAUAUUUUGUAUGACAAUGCAAAGUUUACAUUCUGAAUUAAUGAUAACUUUAUGGAGCAUCGCUUCUGAACGAGCUAUGAAAAAUCACAUUGGAUCUGUAAUUCUUAUCGUUGACAAUGACUUCAAAGCUAGCUGCAGCGAAGAAAACAUGAACUUGUACAUAAAAAGUGGCAGAUAUAUAAAAAUGGAUUCUAAACUAUUGCACAAAAGCAUAGAAUAUCUUAUGUCAUCAAAUAUACGGUUAAAUCAAAACAAGGAAGUAAACGAUCCUGAAGAAAAUAACUUUGAAAAUAAUGAAGUUUGUGAAAUUCAUUUAUGUGAACACAUUCUACAUGCUACUGCAGCUGGUGGGCAGGAAAACUUGGCAGAAGGGAAACAUGACAUUUAUAUAGUCUAUCCCGACGUUAUAGAAGAAUUGCACCAAUUAACUAGGUACGAGAUUAUCCCAUUCCUUCAAGAAAACAAGCAGAAUGUGUGCAUUCUUCAGGAUGAUUUUGUAUUUGGAGAAGAUAUAAGAUUCGGUAUCGAACCUAAACUUGACGAAGCAAGGCACGUGAUCUUCAUUAUAUCAAAUGAAACCUUGGAAGAUGACGUCAGCCAGUUCGUAUUGACCAGCAUUCUUACCAAAGCUGUUGUAAGUGGCAGUAAUUAUCUGUUGCUCUUCUCAUAUGGCCAGAUUGAUGUGGACAAGAUGCCAGAGAAUUUGAAGAAAUAUGUAAACAGUUAUAUCACAGCUAGUGUAAAUGAUCCUAACUAUAAAGAACGUAUGCUAGAAGCUCUCAAGAUUGAAGAAAACCAUAGCGAAAAAGAAGAAACUGACAGUGUAGUGAUAGAAAACUAUGUAGAUGAUGUCAAUUUAAUUUGACAAAGCGCAUAUACAUUAUUUUGUAGUUAAGUCCAUAUUGCAGUAAUUAAGUAUAUAAUGUACUGGUGAAUGUUUAUUUUAUAAUUUCGCGACAAGGAGAUGCAUGGUUUUAUUUUAUAAUUGUGAGGUGAUUCAUGGUUUAGUAUGAUUUCCAACACAAAUAAAUUUAAGAUGUAUCCGAAUUGUCUGAGUUUGGUAAAAAUGUCUAAUCUUAUAAACAGCUGAGACUGCAAACUUUAAACGAGCAAAACAGAUAUAAGGAAGUUUAUACAAAUUAAAUGAGAAUUUAAACAUACACACAAAACAAUAAUCAGAUCAAAAUAUCAAAGUUCGUAACAUUACUAAGAGGCGUCUUUACAAAGCUGCAAGCACGCAUUAAGUUUUGAUUAAAUCAGAAAAAGAAAAAAUGUUGACCUUACUAAACAGCCGCAAAUAAUUUGAAAAGAAAUCAAACAAAGCUACAAAUACUGAAAUAUGUUUUGUUGAAGUACAAGUGAAUAGCCAUAAUAUAAAUUUUAAUUUUGUUUAGUUACUCAAUAUUGAUAUCGAAGGUGGUAUCCGUUAAAAGAGAUAAAAGAGCUUGACUAGAACAAUUAAUUUCUGAGAUAUUGAUUGAAUAUAGAACCAUAGCUUCAGUACUUUAUAAAUCAUAUAUUAAUAACCAUAUUUGAAUGACCUGUGGUGAAAGGGUAUCAUUGCACUUGUACACAAGGAUUUUAUAAAAGACAUUCUGUCUCAUGUCACUGCGUCAUCCAUAUGUGGAGAAGUUGGAAGUUUCUUGCGGAGAACAGGUUAACACUGGUACAAAAUCAAGGAACAUGGUUAGGUUAACUGGCUGUCAUUACAUAAAUGAAAUACUACCAAAUGGUAUUUAUUGUCAUAUGGGUACCGCUCUCAAAGCAUUUUAAUGAUGUUUUUGGUAUGCAAUUGCACACCAGGUUUUAACAUAUCGUAUUGUUACACGGUUUUUAGAAGAGAUAGAUGCAUUUAGUGAUUAAGUUCCAUUAUCGAUGAAAUGAUUUAAUAUGAAAUAAUGAAGGUGUAUAAACAUCCUAAUUUUUUUUAAGUUGAUGUAUUAUUGUAUAUAGGUAUGUAACGUAGUAUGUAAAACCUUUUGUCUGUGUAGAGUUAUUUAGACAGCAUUAUAGGCUUAAAACUAAAGGAACAAAUCUCACCUUUGUUUUGUUUUUCGUAAAUGGAAGCAGAAUGAUUCAGUAUAUUGAAGCAUUUGUAUAAGACAUAUACAUAUAUCUUAAGAGCUGAUUGCUUAUAGUACAUUUCUUAAACCUGUGAAGGAUAACAAACUCUGCUUUAUAUGUUGCAACAUUUUCCUGUAUCACAUGAUGGAACAUUGCUGUUAAGUAAAGAAACUUUUUAAAUACGGAU
Molecule: messenger RNA, 4843 nt
Organism: Mercenaria mercenaria
Lineage: Eukaryota; Metazoa; Mollusca; Bivalvia; Venerida; Veneridae
Product: protein toll-like
Exons: 1
Coding region: 77-3457 (1126 amino acids)
Biological process (GO): signal transduction
Molecular function (GO): protein binding
Source: RefSeq, a predicted model, not a curated record